AUGUCUGUUCUGUCUAUUGCUUGUUUAUGUUUUUUAAUAUUAUCAUUUGAUUGUAUUAACAGUCAAAGUCAUCAAUAUGAUUCAACAUGUAACUGUGCUUCAAUAUCAUCGAAUGGUAAUGUUUGUCUUCAAUAUACUUGUGUAACUGAAAGACGUGAACCAAAAUGCUUUCCUGGUCGAAGUAUCGUUGUAACUGAAAAUGGUUUAAUGAAAUCUUUAUCAAAUAUAGAAAUUGGUGACCGUGUACUCGUUAUGAAUAAAGAAAAUAAAUUAAUUUAUGAACCUAUUGAAGGUUUUAUUCAUUUAAAGCGAAAUGGUUUAUUUAGUUUUUUAUUAAUUAAUAUAGAAAUUGAUGAUCAUAGAAAUAUUACAACAUGUUUAUUUAUAUCACCUAAUCAUUUAAUAUUCUUAGCAAAUGAUACAGAAUUAAAAUCUGCUAUAUUUGCUAGUCAAUUGCGUUUAGGUGAUCAUGUAAAAUAUGUUUAUAAAAAUGAAAUUAUAUCAGCUAAAAUUCAAAAUAUUUAUUUAACAAUAGAAGAAGGUUAUUAUGCACCAUUAACACCAUCAGGUACAAUUAUCAUUGAUAAUGCUUUAGUAUCAAAUUAUGCAUCAGUUAAUAAUCAUUAUUUAGCUCAUUCUGUUAUGAAAAUUUAUCGCAGGUGGGUUUAUUUAUUUGGAUCAAAUAAAAAUAAUGAAAAUAUUCAUUGGCUAUUAAGAUUAAUUGAAAGACUAGUUCAAUGGUAUGGUAUUGAAAAAUUUGGUCAAACUUCAAUGUUUAAUGGUGUGUUUCAAGUGGCUGGUUUUAUUUGA
Rotaria sp. Silwood2 is the source of this 810-nucleotide messenger RNA. The record is from the annotation of a GenBank genome assembly. NCBI's taxonomy places the organism in Eukaryota, Metazoa, Rotifera, Eurotatoria, Philodinida, Philodinidae.